This is a messenger RNA of Oryza sativa Japonica Group (Japanese rice), 950 nucleotides long. NCBI's taxonomy places the organism in Eukaryota, Viridiplantae, Streptophyta, Magnoliopsida, Poales, Poaceae. The record is from RefSeq and is a predicted model, not a curated record.
CGCCAUGGCGCCUAUAUAAGCACCCACCCCCCUCUCUCCCCCUAACCCUAAAAACAUACACCAUCCAUUUUUCCAAGCUUCAUUCCAAGCCACUACACUAGCACACACUACAUACAAUCUUCUUCUUCUUCUUCUUCUUGAGUUCUUGGAGGUCGAGGGGUGGGUCAUCAAUGGCGGAGGUGGAGGUGAGGGUGAGGCAGGAGCAGGUGGCGGAGUUCAGGGAGACGUUCGCGUUCUUCGACAAGGACGGGGACGGGUGCAUCACGCUGGAGGAGCUGGACACGGUGGUGCGGUCGCUGGGGCAGACGCCGACGAGGGAGGAGCUCGCCGAGAUGAUCCGCGACGUCGACGUCGACGGCAACGGCACCAUCGAGUUCGCCGAGUUCCUCGCCCUCAUGGCCCGCAAGGCCUCGCGCGGCGGCGAGAACGGCGGAGGAGGAGACGACUCCGGCGACGCCGCCGACGAGGAGCUCCGGGAGGCGUUCAAGGUGUUCGACAAGGACCAGGACGGGCUCAUCUCCGCCGCCGAGCUCCGCCACGUGAUGAUCAGCCUCGGCGAGAAGCUCACCGACGAGGAGGUGGAGCAGAUGAUCCGGGAGGCCGACCUCGACGGCGACGGCCAGGUCAACUUCGACGAGUUCGUCAGGAUGAUGAUGCUCUCCGACCAAUAAUUAAUCUCCUCUCUACUAUAUAUCCAAAAUCAAUAUAUCUCUCUCCAUUUCAUUUUGUUUUUUUUCGAUCUCUUCUUUCUUUCUUUCUUCCCAAUUUGAUUAGUUACCUAACUAAUUAAGGUAGCUAGCUAUAGCUACUGUCAUUUAAUUUGGCCUUGGUUAAUUAGUUCCUUGAUUAAUGUAUUUGUUUGUAUGACCAAAUCAUACAUACAUGUAUGUCCAUUAAUUUUUGCAUGCAAAUGGAAGUAUAUACAUAUAUCUCCAAAUAUAUGUCAAUAA